Molecule: messenger RNA, 1679 nt
Organism: Zingiber officinale
Lineage: Eukaryota; Viridiplantae; Streptophyta; Magnoliopsida; Zingiberales; Zingiberaceae
Product: alpha-humulene 10-hydroxylase-like
Exons: 2
Coding region: 38-1588 (516 amino acids)
Molecular function (GO): iron ion binding; heme binding; monooxygenase activity
Source: RefSeq, a predicted model, not a curated record
AUAGCUAGCAUUUAAGUGCCUUUGGUACUGCACUAGCAUGGCCACGGAAGCUAUUUCCUUCUUCUCCCCUUUCUUCUUCAUCACUCUCUUGCUCGGCUUCUUCAUAACACUACUGAUAAAGAGAUCAUCAAGGAGCAGAGUGCAUAAGCAACGAGCACAAGUACUAUUAGCUCCUCUCCCACCAGGCCCGCCCAGGCUUCCUCUCAUCGGAAACAUGCACCAGUUCAUCGGCGGCAACCCUCACCGUAUCCUUCUCCAACUCGCCCGAACUUACGGCCCCCUCAUCCGUCUCCGACUCGGACAGGUGGACCAAGUGGUCGCCUCGUCCGUGGAGGCGGUGGAAGAGAUCAUCAAGCGCCAUGAUCUCAAAUUUGCUGACCGACCCACCGAGCUGACCUUCUCCAGCAUAUUGCUCUACGGCGGGAAUGGAGUCUCCAUGGCCCCCUACGGUGGCUACUGGAAGCAGAUGAAGAAGAUUUACGCCAUGGAGCUGCUCAACUCCCGGCGCGUCAAGUCCUUCGCCACCAUCCGUGAGAAUGCCGUCCGUAAGCUCACGGCCGAGAUCGCCCGCAAGGCGUCUGCUCAAACACUUGUCAAUCUAAACGAUAUGUCUAUGUUCAUGACUAAUGAGGUAGUGAUCAGAGCCGCGUUUGGUGACGAUUGCAAACAAAGGGCGGAAUUCUUGCACCUGAUCAGGGAGGCAGUGAGCUACGCGGGCAGCUUCGCGGUGGCUGAUAUGUACCCCUCGCUCAAAUUCAUGGAUACUCUCACGGGAUUGAAGUUCAAGUUAGAGCGAAUUCGCGGAAAGCUCGACAAAGUCUUCGACGACAUCAUCGCACAGCGUCAAGUCGCACUGGCCGCCGGGCAAGCAGACGACCAUCUAAUCAUCGAUGUACUUCUCAAGCUUAAAAAUGAAGGAAAUCAAGAAUUCCCAAUCACAUCUGACUGCGUCAAGGCCAUCGUCAUGGAAACAUUCGUGGCAGGGACGGAAACGUCAUCAUCGGCUAUUGAAUGGGCUAUGUCAGAGUUGAUCAAGAAACCCAAGGCCAUGGAGAAAGUCCAGAAAGAGAUGAGGGAGGCUAUGCAAGGGAAGACCAAGCUCGAAGAGAGUGACAUCAUCAAAUUCAGUUAUCUAAAUUUGGUGAUCAAGGAGACCAUGCGGCUCCACCCUCCUGUGCCUCUGUUGGUGCCGAGGAUAUGCACAGAGACGUGCGAGGUCUUGGGAUAUCGAGUGCCCGCCGGAGCUCGAGUGCUCAUCAAUGCAUUUACGCUGGGCAGAGAUGAACAGUACUGGGGUUCUGAUGCAGAGAGCUUCAAGCCUGAGAGAUUUGAGUGCAGCUCGGUUGACUUCAGGGGCUUCAACUUUGAGUUCUUGCCAUUUGGUGCAGGCCGAAGGAUCUGCCCCGGCAUCACAUUUGGGUUGUCAUCGGUGGAAGUUGCACUGGCUAACCUCCUCUUCUACUUCGACUGGAAGCUUCCUCCUGACAUGAAGAUCGAAGAUUUAGACAUGAUGGACAUUUCUGGGGCGACCGCACCAAGGAGAUCACCUCUCCUCAUGCAUGCCAAGACAAUAAUUCCUCUGCCAUAGUCGCUUCAUCGCCAAAUAUGAUAUUGCAGACUUUAUAUAGUCUUAUAUAUAUAUAUAUAUAUGUAAAGAAAAAAGUCAUGCAGCUCCUAUG